CCAGCGGGGACGGGCUGUGGAGGCAGGAGGAAGAUGGCGGCGGGGGCGAGGUGAGGUGGUGGCAGGAGAAAGGGUUCGGGCGCGGGAGGCGGGGGGACGCGGAGCGAUGGCCCGCGUCGGCCGCAGGGGCAGAUAAGAAGCCGUCGCGCCGCGGGUGUGGGGGGCCGGAGGGGAGGGCGCCUGGGCGCCCCGAGAGUAUGACGGGGCUGUACGAACUGGUGUGGCGGGUGCUGCACGCUCUGCUCUGCCUGCACCGCACGCUCGCCUCCUGGCUCCGCGUUCGGUUCGGCACCUGGAACUGGAUCUGGCGGCGCUGCUGCCGCGCCGCCUCCGCCGCGGUCCUAGCGCCGCUCGGCUUCACGCUCCGCAAGCCCCCGGCUGCGGGCAGGAACCGCCGGCGCCACCGGCACCCGCGCGGGGGGCCGGGCCCGGCCGCUGCCCACCUCCGGCUGCGCUGGCGCGCGGACGGCCGUUCCCUGGAGAAGCUGCCUGUGCACAUGGGCCUGCUGAUCACCGAGGAGGAGCAAGAGCCCAGCUUCUCGGACAUCGCGAGCCUCGUGGUGUGGUGUAUGGCCGUGGGCAUCUCCUACAUUAGCGUCUACGACCACCAAGGUAUUUUCAAAAGAAAUAAUUCCAGAUUGAUGGAUGAAAUUUUAAAACAACAGCAGGAACUUCUGGGCUUAGAUUGUUCCAAAUACUCAGCAGAGUUUGCAAAUAGUAAUGACAAAGAUGAUCAAGUUUUAAAUUGCCAAUCAGCAGUGAAGGUGCUGUCCCCAGAAGAUGGAAAAGCAGAUAUUGUGAGAGCUGCUCAGGACUUUUGCCAGUUAGUAGCCCAGCAGCAAAAGAAAUCCACAGAUUUGGAUGUAGAUAUGUUAGACAGUUUACUUAGCUCAAAUGGUUUCCCUGAUCCUGAUUUAGUACUGAAGUUUGGUCCUGUGGACAGCACAUUAGGCUUUCUUCCCUGGCACAUCAGAUUGACUGAGAUUGUCUCUUUGCCUUCCCACCUGAACAUCAGUUAUGAGGACUUUUUCUCUGCCCUUCGUCAAUAUGCAGCCUGUGAACAGCGUCUGGGAAAGUAGUGAUCCCUGGUUGUAUAAUCCGAUUUCAGGCUUUUGGAGAAAAGGACCCAAGUGACUCUGAUGUUUACAAAGCACCUAUGAAACCCUCUACACACCUAGUUCAUAAUCCUCAUAAUUUAUCAACAAACACAAAAAAGUGUCUUACUUGAGAGUAAGAGUAUGUGUGAGUGAGUAUGUGUGUGUGUGUGCGUGUGUGUAUGGAAAUAAACUGAUAAAUGGGGCCGUAUUGGAGAAGGAACUAUGUACACCUGCACCUUUGAGCAAAUAGCAACAGUGUUUUAGGAGCUGGAAUUUCAGAUUUAAAGGCUUCAGCCCCUCUACUUCCCUGUUUUGUGGGGAGGGUAGGGGUUGAUUAGAACUCUCUGGUUGUCGUUUUGGGAGCAGGGGAAUUAUUUUCGUUCAGUCUUUCCUGGUGACCAAACUUUCAUUUUUAAGAAUAAUAUAUUGACUCAUUAAAUGGAAGCAUUCUGAGUUUGAGAGAUCUCCAGAGGAGUGGAGUUCUCUUGCUCACGUGUUAAAAAGUUGCUCAACUUUGGAGCAAGGGGAAUGAAUACCUGUUUUCAGAUGUCCGUCCAUUUUCGUCUCAUUGUUAUUGUCAAACAAUGUGACUUGAGAGUGUUGCCCUGGUGUCUUGUGUUCUGGGUUGUGAAGAUCAUUUGAAAAAGAACUUUACAACAUUUAAAUACAGAAUUUAAAAAAUUUAAAUAUUGUAUUAGGCAGUCAAAAAAAGGUGAAAAGGUUGUAAUCUUAAAGGUAGAAAGUUUCCUAAAAGAAAGAAAGUUUUGAUUUUCUUUUUUGUUUGGUGGGCACUGUGCUAGAUAGUACCCAAAGUUAGUUUGAAAAAUAUUUCAGUUAUCUGUGUUUAUUUAAAAUAAACAUUUGUGGGAAGUGACCAAGGCAGCUCUUCCUCAAAAGCAACCUGUUCCUCUUUGGAAUAGCACGUUUAGGGCCAUGUUAGAACCCAGGAUUUUUACUCAGUAAAUCCUGUGGGUGACUUUGCACGAAAGAUCUUUAAGUAAGAUUGAGACCCAUGUAGGUAAUACAAUAUUACCAAAGUCUACAAAAGUAAUUUAAAUUAAUUUUACCUGUUCUCUUUCAUGACAGAGAACAGUACUGGUUCUGUUAUUUUUUUAAAUGAGUAAAUGAUUUUUUGAUAGGUGUUUAAUAUUUCUUCCCUCACUUCUGAUCCUUGGACAGAAACCGUACUUUAUAUUUGAUGGACUGUUUUCAGAAAAAUCUUAUCAACAAGUGUAUAAUUGUUAUCUAAAAUUAGAAUGGAGUAGUUUAAAUACUAGGUUUCAGAAGUCUGAAAAAUAGCAAAGAAGACUGGAUUUGAAAAGCAGGGUCUGGAAUUGCUUGUCGAAUUCUGAAGCUAUGAAGAAUAAAUGUUUCGAUUUUGGAUUAUAAAACCCCAUUUACGAUUUUAAAAAUACACUUGAAAUAAAAUGAUUAAACUAAAUUUUGGUUCAGUGAUAUUACUUUGCACUUCAUAGACCUUUGUACAUCAUAAGACUUGUUUUUUUGUCUUAAUUUAUUGCUAAAAGUUUUGUGUGAGGCUACAGUGUAUCUCUAAACUUUACCAGAGAAUUUUUUAUAUCUAUCCCCCUGUACUGUGAUCCAUGUUCUCUUGAGGCAUUUUUGCCUUAGUUUAAGACUGAGUUUAUGCUUUGUAAACGUAUGUCUUUUUAAAACAUUCUGGAAUAUGUAUGGCUUUAAUGAAAUAAAUUUAAUGGGCUUGAUUGAAGUGAUUUAACAUUUGUUAAAAUGAAGUUAGUCAAAUAAAUUAUCCACUGGGGGUAUAGCCAAAGGUUUUAUAGUUGAUUUCUUCUCCUUUUAUUUUCUUUUUCCAUUUCAUAGCUGUUAAUGUUACGUAUCAGAGUAAAUCUAUAAUCUGUGAGCUGAGUCUGUUAUAAUCCUGGGGAGAGACCCUUUAAACAAGUUGCUAAGGAUUCUUAAUUCACAUGUUGGCAUUCCAGAUCCUGCUCCUCAUGAGUUCCCCUGCUAGUACAAUCUCCACAACUUGAAAGGCAUUGGUCAUUCUAUAAUUCCUGCCCCAGUCAUCACUAGUUAUGCAUUAUCAGGGCUCCCUUUGUACUCCCAAGAAGAACUGAUAAUUUUAAAGAAAAGCAUUGUUUAUGUGUAUUGAGGGAUAUUGUCUUUAAAUUGUUUCUUCUUGACACUCCCCACAAUGGAAAAGUUAUCACAUUAAACCUGCUUUGUGGAUGGCAGCUCGGAGUGUAGCAAGAAGUUGGAGGGCUUGAAUUCCAUUCCCACUUCUGGUUGUAUUUUGUUUUUUAAAACUGAUUACUGUUACAAAGUCUGAAAGCUGGUUUUGAUGUGAAGAGCAAAUUAUGGUAUAUUGUAAGUAAGGCCUAAUAAUGCCUGUCUUAAGAGAGGAAGGUGUUAGAAGGUUAAUGACAGUGCCAAAUACACUGUGCAAAUCUACAAUUUAAUCUUUGAAUGUAUGUUACUUGAUUAGCUCCCUCCUUCAGUGUGAUGGUACCAUGCAUAGAGUCAAAUCCUUGUGAUGUUUUGUAUGGCUGUAGACUUUGGCAACAUGUAAAUAAUGUGUAAAGCAAGUUUUUAUUAUUAAGGAAUCAAAUUUAUUGAAUUUUAUUAUUGAAAGUUGAAACUUAACAUGUAUGAACAAAAACAAUAAAAGAAUAUACUCUUUUCAUGGACUAUAGUA
Messenger RNA from Ceratotherium simum simum (southern white rhinoceros), 3768 nucleotides. RefSeq names its product NUS1 dehydrodolichyl diphosphate synthase subunit (gene NUS1). Gene Ontology annotation, molecular function: ditrans,polycis-polyprenyl diphosphate synthase [(2E,6E)-farnesyl diphosphate specific] activity. Lineage: Eukaryota; Metazoa; Chordata; Mammalia; Perissodactyla; Rhinocerotidae. Gene Ontology annotation, cellular component: dehydrodolichyl diphosphate synthase complex; endoplasmic reticulum membrane. The record is from RefSeq and is a predicted model, not a curated record.